Messenger RNA from Alternaria burnsii, 954 nucleotides. Its product is annotated as polysaccharide lyase family 1 protein. NCBI's taxonomy places the organism in Eukaryota, Fungi, Ascomycota, Dothideomycetes, Pleosporales, Pleosporaceae. Bases 1 to 954 code for a protein of 317 amino acids. The record is from RefSeq and is a predicted model, not a curated record. Gene Ontology annotation, molecular function: pectate lyase activity. The transcript is spliced from 2 exons.
AUGCGUUUUUUCGAGAUUGCCACCGCGGCUAUGACCGCUGCCUCAACUGCUUAUGGCGCACCUAUGGAGAGACGCGCUGCAGCCGUUGACGAGCUUGUCGGAUUCGCCGCAGGCACCACUGGAGGAGGAAGCGGUGCAGGCACCACUGUCACCUCCUGCGCUGAGUUGACUGCUGCGGCCAAGGCUGGCGGAGUGAUCAAGGUCAAGGGCAUGCUCACUGGCUGCGGCGUCAUCCGCGUCGGUACCGCUGGCACCUCUAUCCUCGGUGUUGGCAAGGAUGCUGGUCUUACAGACUCUGGUCUCCAAGUCUUCAAGACCUCCAACAUCAUCAUCCGGAACCUCAAGUUGUACCGCGCUCCUAAAGGCAAAGACCUCAUCGAUAUUGAGGGCUCGACCAACGUAUGGGUUGACCACAAUGACUUUUCCAGUGUUGGUAUUACCGGCGACAAGGACACAUACGAUGGCCUGCUUGACGCCAAAUCUGGAGCCGAUAUGCUUACCUUCUCCUGGAACAAGUUCCACGACCACUGGAAGGGCUCUCUCGUAGGCCACUCUGACAACAAUGCCUCCAAGGACAAGGGCAAGCUUCACGUCACCUACCACCACAACUCCUUCGUUGGUGUCAACUCGCGUCUGCCUUCGAUUCGUUUCGGCACCGGACACAUCUACAGCUCCUGCUAUGAGGGUGGUAUCUCCGGCGUCAACUCGCGCAUGGGCGCUCAAGUCCUCGUUGAGGCCAAUUCCUUCACCGGUGUUGACAAGGCUGUUGUAACCAACUUGGACUCUGAUGAGGAAGGUUUUGCCGUCGAGAAGGAUAACAUCUUCACCAACAGCCCUACUCAGAUCACUCAGAAGGGUUCUUUCGCACCCAGCUACAAGUACACUGUUGACCCUGCGGCCAGUGUUUGCGCUAUCGUGCAGAAGAGCGCUGGUGUCGGUGUUGUCACCUUCUGA